AUGUCGCAAGUUGGAGAAGGAGAACAUCACCCCGAUGCCCCACUCUUACAAGGAACUACCAUGCCGUCGUCUCUGCCGCCGUCAAUGAAGGCGCAAUUUCUGGAAGAAUACAAAACGCCAUAUAAGUUACACUCGGUUCCUAUUCCAGUACCAUCAACGCCACACGAUAUCUUAAUAAAGGUUGACGCAGCCUCGUACUGUCAUACAGAUUUCGUCCUCGCAGAAGGACAAAUGCCCGGAUUGCCAAAGUCGUUUCCUCAUAUCGGCUGCCAUGAGUUUGCAGGAACAGUAGUGGCACACUAUGUCUCUCCAAGUCAACAAGCAAAAGAAUUCUAUAUUGGUUCAAGAGUGGGUGUGCCAGGUCGAGCAUUCCAUGCGUGUGGCAAGUGCUUCGAAUGCAAGCACGACCGCCCCAAAGACCCAGUUGCGGAAGAUGACGAUGGUUACUCAGUCCACUGUAUAGAUGCCGAAAACAAUGGCUUGAGCAGAGACGGAGGGUUUGCUGAAUAUGCUCUUGUGGACGCGCGUCAGUUAGCUCCCAUUCCGGCAGAGCUCAGUGCAGUGGAGACAGCGCCCUUGAUGUGCGCAGGCAUCACAAUCUAUGCUGCAUUGAAGAGAUGUGCCCUGAAGCCAGGAGAAAGGGUCGGCAUUCUCGGAGCUGGCGGUGGACUCGGCCAUUUAGGACUCCAGUAUGCCACGCAUAUGGGCUACAAAGUCUUAGGGAUAGAAGCUGCAAGUUCGCCUUUGCGACUCGCCGAAGAUGUAGCAUCCAAACUGGACAAUCGACCUCUCAUCAUCGAUGCGAGAACCGACAAAGCUCACGAUAUUGUGCAGAGGCUUGGUACCGAAGAUGGCAAGAAACAUACUGGCGAGAUGGGUCUCGAUGCAAUAAUUGUUCUUCCUGAAAGUCAAGCAGCUUUCGACUACGGUAUGAGUCUGCUCAAGACGCAUGGAACGUGCGUUGUGGUCUCAUUUCCCGAAAAAGGGUUCCACAUCUCCGCACGAGACGUGGUUUUCCGCGACAUCAGGAUCAUUGGAAGUCUAGUCGGGAGCAACCGGACGCUUCGCGAAAUGCUCGAAUUCUCUGCAAAGCACAAUAUCCGAGCUUUGUCGAAGUCGUACCCGCUGGGCAAGCUCAAUGAGUUGGUGGAGGAAUAUCAUAAAGGCAGCGGAGGUAAACUGGUUCUGGACCUGUCAUUAUCGAAUUAA
Molecule: messenger RNA, 1209 nt
Organism: Parastagonospora nodorum SN15
Lineage: Eukaryota; Fungi; Ascomycota; Dothideomycetes; Pleosporales; Phaeosphaeriaceae
Exons: 2
Coding region: 1-1209 (402 amino acids)
Molecular function (GO): oxidoreductase activity
Source: RefSeq, a predicted model, not a curated record